GAUUUUUAUUUUCUUUUGUAUGGCCCAUAAUUUUGACGCUAAAAUGGAUUUUGGAGAAUCUCGACCGCUUGUUGGCUCUUUGAAGCAUCCAUUCAUUGUUUUGGCUCAUUUGGGCUUUCGUUUUGGGGCAAUUGUUUUUUAUGUUCUCGCAAAUUUCUUCUCGACUUCUUUUAUAAUCCAAUUCUUAGUUUUGUUAUUCUUUCAUUCCGUUGACCUUUGGACUGUCAAGAAUAUAACUGGAAGAUAUCUUGUUGGCCAUCGUUGGUGGAAUUUGGUUGAUUCUGAAGGGAAAAACCAUUGGCGAUUUGAAAUUACUCAGCAGCCAGAUAAAUAUGAUCCAUUUGAACGACAAAUAUUUUGGGCUGCUCUAGUCACAGUACCACUUUUUUGGGUUCUUUUAGUAUGUACUGCUUUUCUCACAUUACAAUGGCAAUGGAUGAUGAUUGCAACAAUUGGGGCUGGAAUGACAUUAACUAAUUUAUAUGGAUAUUUGCGUUGUAAAUGGAAUAAUACACAAGAAAUGACAAAUUAUUUUACAAAAUGGGCAUUCUUUUCUAUGUUGAAGAGACAACAACAGGCAAAACCAACUGUCCCUCAAAAUGGACAGCCAACUCGCCCAGCAGAAAUUGUUUAA
This is a messenger RNA of Meloidogyne enterolobii, 634 nucleotides long. NCBI's taxonomy places the organism in Eukaryota, Metazoa, Nematoda, Chromadorea, Rhabditida, Meloidogynidae. The record is from the annotation of a GenBank genome assembly.